GCAAUCUGGAUGGCAAUCGUCAAGUACUGCGGCGCAGAAUGGCAGUCAGUAGUGACGAACCUGCCGAACAUUUUUGUCGCCUUGCUAAUGACAGUGGACGCCUAUAUGUUUGUGCUCAAACUGCUCUCCGUUGCCAUUUCGACGUGCUCGUCGAGGAGGCUAUUGCUGCUGACGUUUGCCUUGUAGCUGUGGAAUGUGGUGAGCAGUGAGGCUGCCUUGCUGUCAUCAUCAUCAUCAUGUACGGGUUUUUGUGCUACGCUCUUGAAAACCUUGUGAUUCGCUCGUACGGCAAAGAGAAAUGGAAGGAAGUGAUAGAGAAGGCCGGUGUAGAUUUGGAAGGAGACACGAUUCGUUUGAGGACUAGUUAUCCAGAUGGUCUGCUGUCUAAGCUCAUUCAAGCGGCUUCACAAGAACUUGACAUGGAAGUUUCCACACUUCUUUGCAAAUUCGGUGAAGAGUUCUUCAGAUGGUGCGUAGAAUUUGGAUACGACAGCGUCCUACGCUCAAUGGGUAGAAAUCUUGAAGAUUUUCUUUGCAAUCUGGAUAGUUUGCAUCACUACUUGGCCUCAGAAUAUCCAGGAAUGCAGUCUCCAUCUUUUCACUGUUCUCGUAAUGAAGAUGGGUCUUUGACUCUUGAUUACUUCUCAAAGAGGAAAGGACUUCAGAAUGUUGUGGUUGGCAUCGUGAGCAGCAUUGCUGCUAAUCUGUACAACACUCCAGUCAAAAUAUGUACAGUUGCUGAAUUUAAUGACAUUCCCACACUUGGCUUUGUGUAUCAUGCCGUUCUUGAGAUCUCAUAUGUUGAUGUCGAAAAGUCCCCAGGACAGCGCCUACCACCUAUCACUAUUGAUGAACUGUGCCCAGAACAAUCAGAUCCAACAUUUAUUGAGAAUCUAUUGCCUCCCUGUUUGUUUGACAAGCUCUUUCCAUUUCAUGUUGUCUUUGAUCAGGCACUUGUCAUCAAACAGUGUGGAGCUGCUUUGCGAAAAGUCGUUCCCUUAUUAUCUUCAAAAAAGCGUUACAAGUUUACUGAUUUGUUUAUACUUGUUCGUCCACCAGUUGGGCUGUCUUUUAAUCUUUUUGUUGAACACCCAGAUUGUGUGUAUGUUGUACAGUCGAAACCUGGUGUUGUAGCUCGACCUCCUUGCUCUGUAGAUUUUGAUAGUCAUGAAAAAUCAGAGCAUACCUGUACCCUUUAUCUGAAUGGCCAAAUGAUUUUAGUGAAAGAGCAUGGUUUUAUCCUUUAUCUAUGCUCUCCAAGAGCCACAUCUGUGGCAGGUUUAGCUGCAAGUGGCUUGUAUUUAAGUGAUAUCGCACUUCAUGAUGCUGCCCGUGAUUGCAUUUUCAAGAGUGGACUGAAUUCGGCGGAACAAAAUGUUUUCCAAGAGCUGGAGGCCAAAACAUACGAACUAGAGGUAGCACAGAAGGAGCUGCAGGAGGAGAAAAGCAAAACGGAUGGGUUGAUUCAUUCAAUUUUACCGGAAACUGUAGCAAAGCAGUUACGGAAUGGGGAGAAAGUAGAUGCUGAGAAAUUCUCUGUUGUCACAAUUCUUUUCAGCGAUAUCAAAGGCUUUACAAAUAUUUGCGCUAGUUGUGAGCCUAUACAAGUUGUAGAGCUGCUCAACGACAUGUACACAUUGUUUGACAGUCAACUGGCAAAGAACAAUGUGUACAAGGUUGAAACUAUUGGUGAUGCGUACAUGGUUGUCGGAGGUUUGCCUGUUCCAUGUGAGUCACAUGCUGUCCAUGUUGCCAACCAGGCACUGGAUAUGAUGGAAUGCGUGAAGGGAGUGAAACAUCCACAAACUCAGAGAGAAGGAGACGUUGAGAUCCGUGUUGGUAUUCAUUCUGGAGAGGCAAUGGCAGGAGUUGUUGGUGUCAAGAUGCCAAGGUAUUGUCUGUUUGGCAAUACUGUGAAUGUGGCAAGCAGAACAGAGUCGAAUGGAAUUGAAGGGAAAAUCAACGUUUCAGUAUCAGCUUAUCAAUACUUGAAGGACUGUGCAAACUUUUCGUUGACAAGCCGAGGGUUUGUUGAGAUGAAGGGAGUGAAAGAUGGUGGAAUGGUUUGUUAUUUCUUGGAGAGUGCUACUGGGGCAGAAGCAAGGGCCGACAAACUUGUAGUGCCAGUAGACAAACCAGUGUCUUUAAUUGAACAGUGGUCACGAGCAGCUAGUGUGAAGAAACAGAAGAAGAAUGUCAAGUACAACAGCAAGGGUCUUUCCGUUUUCAAUCUAGAGGCACCCUCCCAUAUUCGUACUCGGCUGACAAAACCUCUUCGCCCAAUAAAAGGAGAGUUGUCAAUACCAGAGCUUGGACCUGUUUCUCCUGUUCACAUUCUACCAUCAACAAUUAAUUUGGUUCCAUGCCUUCCUCCUACUGGGAGGUCAAAUACUCAAGUCGGGACACCAUCUCAUAGCAAAAGGAGCAAAAAGGGUCGACUUUCCUUGUCAGUGGCAAGCAACAAAGUGACUUCAAAGCGACUUGUAACUCGCAGGCAAACUCUUACAGUUGAUGAUUGUAAACCACACUCUGUCAGGUCCCAGAAUCGAAGUUUUUCAGAAGAUGGAGUAUUAGCAGGGUCUUGUCUUUCGGUCAAUGGUGGAGCAAUGAGCAGUCCAAGUGUCACUAGGCCAGCUGGGGCAGUUCGUCAUGGCUCUAUUAGUCAUACAUUGAUCCCACCACUUGGGAACAGCAGAUCUGGGAUGGCAAGUGGAUUUCACUCAAGUACUUCAUCGUCACCGUCACUGUCUCCUUUGCUACCAAGUGCAGUUGACCUUGAAACAACUGCCUUCUUUUCACAAAAUGGCAAAUAGAAACACUUUAGAGCAAACAAUUUUAAUAAGUCUUGCAGUAGAUGUGCAUUACUUGUUUUGCAAAUAGCAAUAGGUGAUUUUGUUGUGCUCUUGCAUGGCACUUUUUUACAGAAUGACUAGCAGCAGAGUAAGAUUGUUUGUGCUUUAUGAUCAGCACUAUAACCAACGUAAUGGUUGACAGCUAUCAUAGUGACUGUUUUAUGGAGAUGUAUACCUGUGAUGCACUAAUAGGUUGUGCUGAUAUGGAAGUAUAUUUUGAAUGGAAGACUCAAGUAUGAAAAUAGCUAGAGGUUAGUCAACUCAUGUAAAACACAUGAACGUUUUUUCCCUACCGUGCGUGUAUAGGUUCACUGUCACCAAACUGUGCAUGUGCUUGAAGUCUCUAGUUUCUGUGUGUUACAUACUCUAAAUGAUAAAACUACAGAAAUAAUUAACACAUAUUGCAGAAUAGUCUCAAUAACUGUUAAUCUUGCCUUCAAGCCCAUUAAUGUAGUUUUUAAAUCCAGACCUUACAACAAGACAAACUACAACUCAAAUUAUCUGACUGCACUGUACAAUUAAUGCCAUUUCGGCGAUCACCUUGUGGAACACAUACUUCUCAUAUUUCUACUUGUGCUGAAUUGGAAGAAACCGCAGUAAUUGGUGU
Corticium candelabrum is the source of this 3459-nucleotide messenger RNA. Its product is annotated as guanylate cyclase soluble subunit beta-1-like. Gene Ontology annotation, molecular function: guanylate cyclase activity; heme binding. The record is from RefSeq and is a predicted model, not a curated record. Gene Ontology annotation, biological process: cGMP biosynthetic process; response to oxygen levels. Gene Ontology annotation, cellular component: guanylate cyclase complex, soluble. NCBI's taxonomy places the organism in Eukaryota, Metazoa, Porifera, Homoscleromorpha, Homosclerophorida, Plakinidae. The coding region runs from base 237 to 2813 and encodes 858 amino acids. The transcript has 9 exons.